AUGGCAGCGAAGGGCCACUCGCUGCGCGAUCGCCAGAUCUCGGCGCUCAAGAAGCUCCUCAGCUUGAACGACAACAUCAACGAGAAUGAAGCCGAAACUGCCCAGACCAACGGCGGCGCACUUGGUCCCGCCGGUACCAUCAUAACCUCCGAUGGCGAUCCCCUUUGGAAGGUCCUCGUAUUUGACGACCUUGGCCGGGAUGUCAUCAGCAGCGUGCUCCGCGUUAGCGAUCUUCGCGCGCUGGGUAUCACCAUGCACAUGCACAUUGGAUCUUCUCGACACGCUAUCCCAGACGUACCGGUCAUCUAUCUUGUCGAACCCACGCCUCAGAACCUGCAAAACAUCACGAACGACCUCCAGAAGGGUCUCUACACUCCCGCCUACCUGAACUUCCUCUCCUCAAUCCCUCGACCCCUGCUCGAAGACUUCGCAGAGCAAACCAUCACCGCCGGCACGUCCGACAACAUCGCCAAACUGAUGGACCAAUACCUGAACUUCAUCGUUGCCGAACCAGACCUAUUCAACCUGGGCAUGCAACGAGAUCACACAUACUGGGCGCUCAACAGCGCGGCAACACAGGAUGACGAGCUGGACAGAGUGGUGGACAGGAUUGUCAGCGGUCUUUUCAGUGUCAUUGUGACAAUGGGUGUCAUCCCCAUCAUCCGAUGCCCCAAGGGGGCUGCUGCCGAAAUGAUCUCCGCGAAGCUCGAUCGCAAAUUGCGCGACCACAUCCUCAACUCCAAAGAAAACCUCUUCUCCUCCAGUGCCCGUCCAGCAUCAGCAGGCACUCCGACCUCCCGCCCUGUCCUCAUCAUUCUCGACAGAAACGUCGACUUAAUACCUAUGCUUUCUCAUUCCUGGACAUACCAGUCUCUGGUCCACGAUGUUUUGAAUAUGAAAUUGAACAGAAUCACAAUAGAGACGCCUGUAGACGAGAGCAACCCUGCAAAGGGAACCACCAAAAAGGCUUACGACCUGACAUCCAGCGAUUUCUUCUGGGCAAAGAACGCCGCCGUACCAUUCCCACAAGUAGCCGAGGACAUCGAUGCCGAGUUGACAAGGUACAAGGAAGAUGCGGCCGCCGUGACGAAGAAGACCGGAGUGACGGAUCUGGAGGACUUGCAGAACGAUACCGGCGCCAGCGCGCAACAUCUCAAGGCGGCCAUCACUCUCCUGCCAGAGCUUCGCGAACGCAAGGCAGUGCUCGACAUGCACAUGAACAUCCUGGCGGCUCUCUUGACCGGCAUCAAGAACCGUCAAUUGGACAACUUUUUCCAGAUCGAGGAGGAUGUCAUGAAGCAAACAAAGGCACAAAUAAUGGAGCUUAUCAAGGACAGCACCAAGGGAGACCAGCCACUUGAUAAGAUGAGACUUUUCGUCAUCUGGUACCUCAGCUCCGAACAAGAAGUUAGUCGAACCGAGUGGGAGGGUUUUGAGAAGGCCCUCACCGAAGCUGGCGCAGACACAACGUCUCUCCCCUACAUUCGACAAGUUCGUGCUACCACCAAGAUGACGCAGCUCACCACCAUCUCCAACCCUCAACAAAACCAAGCCGCCUCCUCCGACCUGUUUGGCCGCUUCUCCUCCAUAUCCAACCGCCUCACCGACCGUCUCAAGGAAACCGGUGUGCCCACCGGCCUCUCAUCCAACUUCGAGUCCCUCAUCGGCGGCAUCAAGAACUUCCUUCCCGCCAACCGCGAUCUCACCAUCACCAAGAUUGUCGAGUCCAUCAUGGACCCCUCUACCGCCGCGAGCUCAGCCAUCGCCAAGACAGAAAACUAUCUUUACUUCGACCCCCGCUCCGCCAACGCCCGCGGCACUAUGCCCCCGCCAAGCUCCAUCCGCGCGGGUGCCGGCUCAAGUGCUCCGGGCGGUCUGCCAGGACAGAACAUGGGCCAGACUCCCGGCAGCGGCGCCAGCUUCGGCCAGCGUCGUCAAGGUUACUCGGAGGCCGUCGUCUUCACCGUUGGCGGAGGCAGUAUGGACGAGUACGGUAACCUACAGGAGUGGGUCGAGAGAACGGGCGGCGACCGCGCCAGGAGGCGGGUUGUGUACGGUAGUACAGAGAUGCUCAACGCUGAUGAGUUCAUCAAGCAGGAGCUGGAGAGGCUGGGCAAGGAGGUGGCGUCUUAG
This is a messenger RNA of Colletotrichum chrysophilum, 2133 nucleotides long. RefSeq lists its product as uncharacterized. The transcript has 4 exons. Gene Ontology annotation, biological process: endoplasmic reticulum to Golgi vesicle-mediated transport; intracellular protein transport. Bases 1 to 2133 code for a protein of 710 amino acids. Lineage: Eukaryota; Fungi; Ascomycota; Sordariomycetes; Glomerellales; Glomerellaceae. The record is from RefSeq and is a predicted model, not a curated record. Gene Ontology annotation, molecular function: syntaxin binding. Gene Ontology annotation, cellular component: cytosol; Golgi membrane.